Molecule: messenger RNA, 7694 nt
Organism: Cuculus canorus (common cuckoo)
Lineage: Eukaryota; Metazoa; Chordata; Aves; Cuculiformes; Cuculidae
Gene: TEK
Product: TEK receptor tyrosine kinase
Exons: 23
Coding region: 275-3661 (1128 amino acids)
Biological process (GO): positive regulation of MAPK cascade; protein phosphorylation; endothelial cell proliferation
Cellular component (GO): plasma membrane; signaling receptor complex
Molecular function (GO): transmembrane receptor protein tyrosine kinase activity; ATP binding; protein binding
Source: RefSeq, a predicted model, not a curated record
GUUUGAACUGCCCUGCAGUGCCGCUGAUACAAAAAUGCCUUUAAGAUCCUGCCUUUCCCAUCCUAAUCUACAAAGGAAACAGGAAAAAGGAACUUAAACUCCCUGUACUCAGACAGUAAUGAGACUGUUCCAGCCUGCGCCAGGGCUACAAGUUCUUGCCUGUGACUUAUAAACACUGUACUAUGCAAGAGAAAAGUAACCAGUAAGCAUCUACUCUGGGAAAAGGAUACUCCAUGAGCGACCGUAAGAACUGGAUGGAUAUAUUUUGGAAAGCAUGGACCCUUUAGCACAUCUAGUUCUCUAUGGAUUCAGCCUGAUCAUUUCAGGUAAAGUAGAAGCAGCACUGGACCUCAUACUGAUCAAUUCAUUUCCUCUGGUGGGCAAUUCCGAGACAUCACUUAUCUGUAUCACUUCCAAAUGGCGUUCUCGCGAGUCUAUCAAAAUAGACCGAGACCAGGAGGAUGUGACAAACCAGCACCGGGAACCACUGGAAGUUAAUGAAGAUUCAAAGAGACCAACGGCAAAAACAGUAGUGUGGAAGAGGGAACAGGCCAGUGAAACUAUUGGAGCAUAUUACUGUGAAGGGAAACUCAAGGAUGAGGUGACAAGGAUACACACAAUGAAGAUGCCACUACGAGCCUCAUUCCACCCAGUGGCACUAACUGUUACAGCAAACAAAGGAGAACAUGUCAAUAUUUCCUUCAUCAGAAUGGCAGCAAAAGAGGAAGAUGCAGUGAUCUACAAAAAUGGUUCCUUCAUACACUCUGUGCCCAGGCAUGAAGUGCCAGGGGAACUGGAAGUCUCCUAUCCUCAAGUUCAACCACAGGAUGCAGGCGUUUACUCUGCCAGAUAUAUUGGAGGAAAUCUCUUUACUUCUGCUUACACUAGGCUUAUUGUAAGACGAUGUGAAGCUCAGAAAUGGGGCCCUUCCUGUAGCUCCCACUGUCCUUCCUGCACGAACAAUGGCAUUUGUCAUGAAGAUACUGGGGAAUGCAUCUGUCCCCCAGGUUUUAUGGGAAAAACAUGUGAGAAAGCUUGUGGAGCCAAUACAUUCGGCAAAACAUGUGAAGAGAGCUGUAAAGAAAACUAUGGCUGCAGAAACUAUAUGUUCUGUCUACCAGAUCCAUAUGGUUGUUCUUGCGCCACAGGAUGGAUGGGACUGGAAUGUGAUAAAGAAUGCAAACCUGGUUUUUAUGGGUCAGAUUGCAAACUCAAAUGUAAUUGUCACAAUCGAGGAACAUGUGACAGAUUUAAAGGCUGCAUCUGCUCCCUCGGAUGGCACGGUCUGCAAUGUGAAAAAGAAGGUUCAGCAAAUCUUCCACCUCAGAUAGAAAACCUGCUAGAUCCUGUAGAACUCAAUUCUGGCGUUGAGUUCAAGCCUUUUUGUAUAGCAACUGGAAUCCCACUUCCUAAAUCUGAGGAAUUUAAACUUUUGAAGCAAGAUGGAACUGUCAUAAGGCCUGCCCUAAUUGUUACCAGUAACCGCUCUGAAGCCAUGUUUACAAUUAAUCGAAUCCAGCCCCGUGAUACAGGAACCUGGGUCUGCAGUGUGCAGACAGUAGCAGGAAUGGCAGAGAAACCUUUUCAAGUUACAGUCAAAGUUCCUCCUGUGCCACAGUAUGCCCCAAGGCUAACAGAUAGUGGACAUAAUUUUCUCAUAAUUGAUAUCAACGCUAAGUUACAUCUUGGAGAUGGACCUGUUGUGUCAACAAAGCUCCUAUACAAGCCAGCAAAGCGUUAUCAGUCCUGGAUGUCUGUGGAAGUAAAAGGUGCAACCAAAAGACUGGACAACUUGGAACCUAAAACAGAGUAUCAGUUCUGUGUUCAGCUGAGUCGUCAAGGGGAAGGUGGGGAAGGCCAUCCUGGUCCACAAGCUAGCUUCACAACUGCUGCACUUGGUCUUCCUCCACCAGAAGGUCUCACUCUCUUUCCAAAAAGCAUGACAUCACUGAAUUUGUCAUGGCAUCCUUUAACACUGAGGACAGAGGAUGACACUCGUGUUGAAGUAGAAAGGAAAAGCGUGAAUGACAACGGUGAUGAAAGCAGUGUUAUUACUCAAGUGCCAGGAAAUAUGUCCACCCUGAUCAUUAAAGAUCUUGAGCCUAGACAGCAAUAUAUGUGCAGGGUACGGGUGAACACCAGGUCCCAAGGAGAAUGGAGCAACUAUGUGUAUGCAUGGACUUUCAGUGACAGAAUCCCUCCUGCACCAUACAACAUCAAGUUUUCUAACACCACAGACACAUCCUCAGUCAUCUCUUGGACAACUGCUGAGGGUCAUUCCAUCUCCUCCAUCAUCAUCAGCUACAAAAUUUAUGGCAAGGCUGAGUACAACCACAUCGAUAUUAUCAUAAAGAAUGCCAGCAUUACUCAAUACCAUCUCAAGGGCCUUGAGCCAAAUACUGUGUACCAGGUUCAGAUUAAUGCUCAGAAUAACAUUGGCCUGAGCAAGCCAAACACAUCUUUUGAACUGAAGACUCUUCCAGAAACUAAAGCUCCAUAUGAAUCAAAAGGAGGCAAAAUGCUGCUUAUUGCUAUCCUUGGCUCUGCAGGGAUGACCUGUGUAACAAUUCUCCUGGCCUUUCUCAUCAUGCUGCAGUUAAAGCGAGCCAACUUCCAACGCCGAAUGGCUCAGGCUUUCCAAAAUGUGGUGAGGGAAGAACCAGCUGUACAGUUUAACUCAGGUACUCUCACCCUGAGUAGAAAAGCCAAAAACAGUCCAGAUCCCACUAUUUAUCCAGUUCUUGAGUGGAAUGACAUAAAAUUUCAAGAUGUGAUUGGGGAAGGUAACUUUGGGCAAGUCCUCAAAGCACGCAUUAAGAAAGAUGGCUUACGCAUGGAUGCUGCAAUUAAAAGAAUGAAAGAAUAUGCCUCAAAAGAUGAUCACAGAGACUUUGCUGGAGAAUUGGAGGUUCUUUGUAAACUUGGUCAUCAUCCCAACAUCAUAAAUCUUCUGGGAGCAUGUGAGCAUCGGGGAUAUCUUUAUCUUGCUAUUGAGUAUGCCCCCCAUGGAAAUUUACUGGACUUCCUUCGGAAAAGCAGAGUGCUAGAGACAGACCCAGCAUUUGCUAUUGCCAACAGUACUGCAUCUACACUUUCCUCUCAGCAGCUUCUGCAUUUUGCAGCAGAUGUUGCUAGAGGGAUGGAUUACUUGAGCCAGAAACAGUUUAUUCAUAGAGAUUUGGCAGCAAGAAACAUCUUGGUUGGAGAAAAUUAUGUUGCAAAAAUAGCAGACUUUGGGUUAUCAAGAGGUCAAGAAGUUUACGUUAAGAAGACCAUGGGACGGCUUCCAGUGCGAUGGAUGGCAAUUGAAUCUUUGAAUUACAGUGUUUAUACCACAAACAGUGAUGUAUGGUCGUAUGGCGUCCUGUUAUGGGAAAUUGUUAGUUUAGGUGGAACACCGUACUGUGGAAUGACAUGUGCAGAACUCUAUGAAAAACUGCCUCAAGGGUACAGACUGGAAAAGCCUCUCAACUGUGAUGAUGAAGUGUAUGACCUUAUGAGACAAUGCUGGAGAGAAAAACCAUACGAAAGACCAUCAUUCGCUCAGAUACUUGUGUCACUGAACAGGAUGUUAGAAGAAAGGAAGACCUAUGUGAACACUACGCUAUACGAGAAGUUUACUUAUGCAGGCAUUGAUUGCUCCGCUGAAGAAGCUGCUUAAGACAGGAGAAAUCUUCUUUCAUCAAUGAUGUAUUGAAGAAAACCAAAACUCAAUCUGCUGGAGCCCCAAAUGUGAUAUGCUGUGUAGAACUGUGUACAGCUCUAACUGUAUGUAAUACAGUAAUACUGUUUUACCACAGAUAUGUAUGUGUAUAUCACACACUAACCUCUGCCUCCACAGGUUGCAGAAGUGUAUGUACAGUUCAGAGUAGGAAUAGAUAAAAGUCAUUAAGUCUGCCAUUUCAUAUGCAGGGUGUUCUUUUUUCCUAGUGAUGUAGAUAUAGCAUAUACAUACAGUUAUUGUAAUGCAUUAGGUAUGCCAUCUUAGAUAUUUGAUACUUUUCAGGAGCUACUGACAUCAAAGUCAGUAUCUUAUAGCAGUAUUUCAUAGAUAUUUAAUUGUGAUUCAAACAAAAAUGCUAACCUCAAUGCAACAGUAAGAGUUGUGAUCAGAUGUCAAUCCAGUAUGCUCACCAAGGAUAACUAAGAGUCCUAUCUGAAUGCAAAAGUGAGCUAGAAGAAAUAAUCUGUUAAAAAAAUCUAUUGGCAUUUGCAAGAAAAGGCAUGCUAUUGCUAUUCCAUUGUCCAAUUUAACAGUGUUUGCCUAUAUGCAGAAUAUGCAUAUAUUUGAAGUGUUAAAUACUAUCAGAGGCAGCCAUACAGCAAUAUAAAGCAGAAGAUUGAGGAACAUACUACAUAUAGAAACCCACAUUUUUACAGUUACCCUGAAUAUACAUGAGGUUUAUUCAAUUUGUAUUUAAUUUAAUCAUUUCACUGCACAAUUAUGAAUUACUACCUAUUGUACACAAGCAGAGCUGACUUUAGCUUAUUUUACCCAUAAUGCAGGCUGCAGUGUGGCAUGGCCUCUUCAAAACACUGUACUGAAAAGCUAAAAAGAAUUAUAUUUGCCCUGCCAGAAAGAUCUAGUUCUUAGGUUAGACAAAUAGAGGCAGGACUGGCCUGAGCUUCUGGUAUGAAGUCAACCAUGUGUGAUCCCAUGGACUUACCCUAUGCAAACUCCACAUCUCUGCUAACCUCAUGCCUUGUGCAUAUGUUCCCCUUAUCACCCCAUGACUUGCCAGCUCAUAACCAACCCUCAGGCCGCAGCUGAGUGUAUCAGGUCACCUUUCAAGGCCUGGAGGAAGACACUUGAGAUAGAAAGAAAAAGGUCUCCCCUUCUCAUACUUUGUGGGUGGAUAUUUGGUUGGUCACAAGGCAGGGAUAUCACAGCACUCUAGAGUAACAUUACUUGUACACAACACCAGGUUGGCUCAAAAAGCAGAGGCAUGAAGAGCCUUAUAAAAAGGGAAUAAGUCAAACAACGGUGCUGAAAUCACUUCUGUGGCCUUGAGACAGUCACUGUAACUCAGGUGCUACAAUGUGUUUUGCACAGAUUCACUGGACCAAAGAACAACUCCAAAAUGGAAAAGGGAAACAAAUUCCACUAUGUUUUUUCAUAACAAUCUAUUUGUCUAGACACUUCUGAAGGGUAGGCAUUGAAUUUUGCAGUCCAAACAGUUUCCCACAGGUCAGUGACAUGAACAGGAAUGGACCUCCAUGGGUUUUUUUAAGUUGCCAGGCAAUGCCAGGUAACAACUGCUGGAACUGCCCCUCAUUCUGUUCAGAAUUUUCACACUUCCAAAACAGCUCAUCAUCUCACAUAUCCCUAACAGACACAACUGACUAUUCAGCUACUUGAUAUGAAUCUCUUCUUCUGUGGCAAACUUCUACUUGGACCAAUAUGACACAUAUGGAAAGAAUUAGAAAGAAGUCAUCAAGCCAAUAGAUCUUAAUAAUGUCUGCACUUUAAAUGCUCAAGUUUCACUGUAAAUUUAGCUAAGGGGGAUAUAAGUGUCUAUACAAAUGUUUUGUCUUCAUUUAAGAUUGUGGCAUGCAUUUACUUUCUAAUCUACUGUAAUAAAAUUUAAAUUUUUUUAUAUUGCCUUUUUAAAAAAUACACAGCAGAAAACACUAACUCCAAUACACAGCUUGAGUUGUCUCUAUUCCAUCCAUAUAUCACAGAACUACAGUUACUAAAAACAUUCACUAGUCAUGAACUAUAAGAUGUUGAUCAUUACACACGUAUCAUCAAAACAUAUAAAUACCUGAUGGAAGGAAGGCGUGCUGGUGGAGUAGCCUCUUCUCAGCAGUAUUCAGUGACAGAAUGAGAAGCAGUGGGCAUAAAUGGAAAUCUGGGAAAUUCCAUUGAAGGUGGUCAAGCCAGGGAAGAGGAUGUAGAGCCUCCAGCACUAGAAAUAUUCAAAGCCUGACUGGAUACCACAGAAGACUAGACAGACAAUCUCCCCAGAUGUCUUCCAAUCCAUUAUAUUGUGAUUCUGUGAACCCUGCAAGGUGAUGGAAGGGAAAUGCAGAAAAUAAGCAAAGGCUGGUUAAGGAGCGUAAUUAAAAUACAAGGACAUAAUUCCGCUGCAGUCAAGCACAAGUUUUCCCUCUUCCUGCUGUUCCCCUUGUACUCAUACGCAACGCUCCCUGCUCUCAACACACCAUUUUUGCCUUUCCCUAGGCCGUAUACUGAUCAGCCAUUCCCACAUGGAAGGUGACUGUCUGGACACAGAGGAAUCCUAAUUAAAUAAUGGUCUGAACAAAGUAAGUCAAACUAUUCUAAGCUGCAAGUGAAAAUCCUCAAAACAAGUAAAUGCAGCUUAAUGUUUCCUUAUAACACUUCAGAGUUCUUUCACACCUCCAAAACCUGAACUAAGGUUGCAGCUCCUGAAGAUGCUGGAUCGGAUUUUGCAAUAGCUCAGUCCAUAUCAUAAAUAUAUGUGGGAAAGAGAAAACUAUGCUUACCGUAGGCAACAGGAGAGAGAUGCCAGAUAUGAAUCAGACUUCAGUCACUGUUCCACUGAUUAACUGCACCUAUAUUCAUUAUAAAACUUUAAGGUUUUGCAAAAUUUCAUUACUUCCAUCAUCCAAAGACUGCCUUCUUUUGCUUUUCCUACAAAAGAGUAUCUGAAGUUAUUUCGCUUAUUGUGCACACUAUUUAUUAAUUUGGUUUUUACCAUUCAACAGAUGAUUACCAAAUUCAGGAAGAAUAUACAAAGACCACCAGCAAGAUGAUGGAAGUUCCUUAGAUGGCUUAUAGAAUCUCAGAAUUACCGGUCUGGUCCCUACUAAUAGUUUGUUGGAUGACUAACAUAUUUAUUUGCUAAGCAGAACUGGUUCUAUGGAGUAGACGUUCAUCUCUUUCCUUACAUUUAUUCAAAGCCAAAUAAAGGCAAUCUCCACUAAAAAGACCUACUUUCAAAACCAGGAUGAUCUAUGAGCAAGUCUAUCCCUUUUGUAAAGAACACGCCAAAACCCCUUCUCUAAAAUCCUCUCUACAGGGCUGUUAAUAUAGAAAGUAGUAUUACUCUUGGGUGAAGGAAAAUUAGAAGCUUUUUUUUGACAUCCUGAGCUGCAGAUAUGAGUCAAUAAAUAUACAAUGCUAUUUCUAACCAUAGCUAUCAGCUGUCACUAUCUCACAGAACAUCUGCAACUACUCUAACGCACAAGAAGCAGCUACAGUGAUUUUUAACCUUCGAUAGAGAUUUAAUCAUGCAGCGUACUACUUCUUCGAGGCGUGUCUGUGUGAACGGAGAUCUUUGCUAAUGAUCUUCUGUUACAGGGUCUUAAAGAACUUUUUUCCUCACCACUUUCACUUGCCUUUUUUUUACAAAUGAGGGCAAAGCAUAACUUCAGCUCAGAGCUGGUGUUGUGCAAAAGAACAGUGGGCCAUUCUUAGAUUUUUUAUUUCCUUCUGUUUCCUUCACAUAAAAAUAGGUGGCAACAGACUUUAAAAUCCUCCACUCUCAAAGUAGCAGAUACUGAAUCCUACCUGAAGUGGGAUACUAGUAAUUUCAAGUUGUAGUGUAGUCCAGGUUUAGCUGAAGCGGUGAACAUAUUUACUUCUUGAAAUACUCUGCUUUUUUUGGAACCCUUAAAAAGUCAAAGCUUAUUGCUUUUACAGUUGGAAAACUUCCUACAGGCUCAACUUACAUAAAAGAUACCAGCUGAUUCUGAGACCAGAAGAGGUC